AUGACCGCCGCGGGGCGUCCGCGCGGUGCGCGUCGCGUCACCGCGAGCGCGGUCGCGGACGCGGACGACAGCGACCGGUACAAGAUGCCCCCACCCGAUGUCGCGCAGUUCGUAGAACGGCCGCAGAGCCCGGGCCUGAGCUUGAGCCCGGACCGAUCGUCGCUGCUGUACUCGUUUCGCCCCCCGCCGUACCCUUUCGUCUCCGAGCUCGCGCGACCGGAGCUGAAGCUCGCGGGCCUUCGCAUCGACGAGACGCAGAACAGCCGCUCGAGGAUGUCCGGGCAGACCGGCAUCGCGCUCGGGCCGAUCCCCGCGACCGAGGACGAGAUAAACGCGUUUCAGGACUUCAAAGGCGUCCCCCCGGGCGCGACGUUGAACUACGUGUCGUGGUCCACGGAUGCCAAGUCGAUCGCGUUCACCGUGCGGUUCGCGGGUCCGGACGUCCCCGACGAAGACCGCGCGCCUCCGGAGCUGUGGGUCGCGGACGUAGAGACGAAGCAGUGCCGCGCGCUGUUACCCGGCCGCGGGCUGAACACGCUGUUCGAGAGUUAUUCCUGGCUCGACCCGGACACGAUCGUCGCUUGCGUCGUCCCAGAAGGAAGGGGAGGGAGGCCGCAGAAGCCGCCGACGCCGCGCGGUCCGAGGGUGCAGUCGAACACCAGCGGGAAUGUCGCGCAGGCGAGAACGUACGCGGACCUCCUCAAGGACGCGCACGACGCGGACCUGUUCGAAUACUUUUGCACGUCCGAGUUCGUGAAAGUCACCGUCGGCACGGGAGAGGCGACGCCGUUCACGAGCGAGAGCGCGAUUUACACGAGGUGCGAACCGUCUCCGGACGGGGAGUACGUGAUCAUCUCCUCUGUUGAGCGUCCGUUCUCGUACGAGGUCCCGUGCGGACGAUUCCCGAAGCGGACGUGGAUCGUAAACCGCGCGGGGAAGACCGUUCGCGAGGUGUGCGCGUUGCCGCUCGCAGAUAAAAUACCGAUCGUGCACAACUCCGUGCGCGAGGGCCCGAGAGCCAUCAACUGGCGCCCGGACAAGCCCGCGGAGCUGUACUGGACGGAAGCGCAAGACGGGGGAGAUCCGCGGAUAGACGCAUCUCCGAGGGACAUCACGUACACGGCAGACAUGCACGAAGACGCGAACGCCGCGGGGGUGCCGACGUUUCAGACGGAUUUGCGCUACGGCGGAGUAUCCUGGGGCGCGGACGGGCUCGGUCUGCUGUACGAGUCGUGGUACAAGACCCGCACGCUGCGCGCGUGGGUCGUGGACACGUUCAAGCGUCCGAACCGCGCGCCGAGGCUGUUGUUCGAUCGCAACUACGAGGACUCGUACGACGAUCCGGGCUCGCCGAUGACGCGACGGAUGCCGAACGGAGCGUACUUGCUCGCGCAGAUGACCGGCCCGCUCCCCACGGACGGGUGGAAGCCCGCGGAGUUCAAGGAGUGGGAGACGGGGGUGACGCUCAUCUUCUCCGGCGAGGGCGCGAGCGACACUGGGGACAAGCCGUUCUUGGACCUCUACAACGUAGACACGGGGGCGACGCGACGACUGUGGCAGUGCCGGGGCGAGGGUGCGCUCGAGCGCCCUGGGUCGAUCAUCAGCGACGCCGGCGGCGUGGAGAUCACUCUAGACACGCUGAAGAUUCUGCUCUCGAGAGAGACCCCGAGCGAGAACCCGCAGUACUACUCCUUAGAGCUCGGCGCCAGCGGUGACGCGCUCACGACGAGACGCAUCACCGAUUUUCCGCAUCCGCACCCCGCGCUCGUCGAUCCUCCGAAACAGAUCUUACGGUACAAGCGCGCGGAUGGCGUGGAUUUAAACGCGACGCUGUACACCCCGCCCGGGUACGACGCGGCGCGCGACGGUCCUCUGCCGACGAUCAUGUGGGCGUACCCGCGAGAAUUCAACAGCGCGGAGGCUGCGGGUCAGCUGAGAGACUCACCGAACCGGUUCACGUCGAUCUCUCCGAUGUCCCCGCUCGUGUGGCUCGCGCGCGGGUACGCGAUCUUAGACGGUCCAUCGCUGCCGAUCAUCGGCGCCGCGGCAGACGGCGUGGAACCGAACGACACGUACAUCGAACAGCUCGUCGCGGGCGCGCGAGCGGCGGUCGACGCGUGUGUCGAGAAGGGCGUCACGGACCCGAGACGGAUCGCUGUGGGCGGCCAUAGUUAUGGAGCGUUCAUGGCCGCCAACUUGCUCGCGCACGCGCCGGAUCUCUUCGCCUGCGCGGUCGCUCGAUCGGGAGCUUACAACCGCACGCUCACGCCGUUCGGGUUCCAAGCCGAGGAACGGACGCUGUGGCAAGCGCCGGAGACGUACAUGGCCAUGAGCCCGUUCAUGUUCGCGCACAAGGUCAAAAAGCCUAUUUUAUUGAUUCACGGGGAAGAGGACACGAACAGCGGGACGAACGUCAUUCAGACCGAGCGGUUCUUCGCGGCGCUCAAGGGUAACGGCGCGGAGGUGAAGAUGGUAUUACUCCCGCACGAAUCGCACGGCACGCGAGGGUUCGAGUCUGUCUGUCACACGCUCGCGGAGACGAGCGAUUGGUUAGACGCUCACACGUCGGUUUCGGCGGUCGAAGCGGCGGCGGAGAAAGACAAGAAAGAGGCAGAGUUGGCGGCGAAACUGUAG
Molecule: messenger RNA, 2634 nt
Organism: Micromonas pusilla CCMP1545
Lineage: Eukaryota; Viridiplantae; Chlorophyta; Mamiellophyceae; Mamiellales; Mamiellaceae
Exons: 2
Coding region: 1-2634 (877 amino acids)
Biological process (GO): proteolysis
Molecular function (GO): serine-type endopeptidase activity
Source: RefSeq, a predicted model, not a curated record